CUACCUACUAACGUAGGAGUAUUAUCUUCAUUACAAAGUACUUUGGUACAACUGUUCCCUAUCGUACUUCAAAAGUGAAAAGUGUGUCAUUUUAGAAAGCAAACUUUGCUUCUUCUGUAGAGCUACUGAUUUCCUUAACUGUGUUCACUAGUACUAGAGCAUACUUUCUAGCAUAAUGUUUGUGCUGAUAGGUAUAAUUGUAAUUUUGUUGGCAGUUUGGUACUGUGUGGCAGUACAACGAAAAAUAACUUUGAAGCAUCUGUUCAGAGAAACUAGCUAUCAAGCGUAUUAUUACCUUCUUGGGGGGAAAGGAAUUCUGGAAGAUUAUGUGUACUUCAGACAGAAUAAAACUCCUCUGUUACCUAAACUGGGUGAAGUAGCUGUUAUUACUGGAGGUGCUCGAGGAAUAGGAGUGGAAGUAGUGAAGAAAUUGUUACAAUGUGGCAUGCAUGUUGUGAUUGGAUGCCGGAACGUUGAUGCAGGGGAGAAAGUUGCAAAGAACAUUCGGUCAUGUGGCAUAACAAGUGGAGAAGUAUCAUGCUUCCUUCUUGAUGUAGGAUCUUUCAAGUCCAUCAGGAAAUUUGCAGAAUUGAUCCUGAACCAUUUUCCUCGGGUAGAUUUGUUGAUUAAUAAUGCCGGAAUAAUGUUUGUACCAUAUGCUGAGACUGAAGAUGGAUUUGAGUCCCAUUUUGCAGUAAAUUACUUGGGACAUUGUCUGCUAUCACAUCUGUUGCUACCUCAUAUGAUACACACUGCUAAAGAAAAAGGCAGUAAUUGUAGAAUAGUGAAUGUUUCAUCUUGUGCUUAUUUAGCAGGUUCAAUUCACUUCAAAGACUUAUCUAUGAGUGCAUACUACAUUCCUAGUGCUGCUUAUGCACAAUCAAAACUAGCACAAGUGCUCUUCACCAAGUCUCUUGAUUCAAAGCUGAGGAACCGUAAUAUUCCAGUCCAAGUACACGUUGUUCAUCCUGGAAUUGUGAACACUGAUUUAUUUAAUGGCACGUUGCUUAAGACAGUUGCUCCUUGGAUACCAGCUUUACUAUUUAAGACUCCGGAACAGGGAGCAGAAACUAUUCUUCAUGCAUGCUUGGCUUCUGCUCUCGAAGGUUGUGGCGGUUCUUACCUCAGCAACUGUAGUGAGACAACAGUCAGUCCAAAAGCAAGUUCACAGAAAGUUCAGGACAGACUGUGGAGUGUUAUGCUGUCGUCUAUAGAAGUAGAAAAAUUUGCAGAUUUGUUAGAGUAAAUUCUGCAGUUGGUAAUUUAUUCUGCAUAUAUUUUUUAACUUUAAAAUAAGAGUGAUAAACAAUUUAUAUAAAAGUAAAUAUAUUUUUAUGUAUUUCUAUAUGUUGAGGUUGAUUGGUCCUCAUAUUACCUAAGGAACUUAUUGAAGUCUGAACAGCUGAACAGUUAAUGUUCAUUUGGCUAUAGAUUUAUUGUCAUAUGAGUGUGGGGGAUUAUAACCUAGAUUGGCAAUUCUUGAUGGAGAGCAGGCUAGAGACUUUUACCAAUAUUGAUUCUGGUUAAGUCUACAGGUUGUGUGUUUUGCUAAGCUUUAUCUGCUGAUUUUUGGUGCGUAGUAAGAAGGGAUUAAAUGUGUAGACAUUACAUUUUACUUAAGCUGCUACGUCUGAGCGGCAAAGAUAUAACAGCACUCAUAUCAUAAGAAUGGCCUGUAAAAGAAAAAUACAGUGAAAGUUUAUCUAAAUUUUAUAAUAUUAUGGACAGAUCAUCCAAAUCAUCCAUAGUGUUUGCUCAGUAUGUUCAGAAAUAUGUUUACUUAUUAAGAUCUGAAACACAUUUGAACAAUUUUUAUAUUUAUACAUCUCUUUUGCUUGGUUCGAGGGUCUUGAGUGAAAUGCUGAUUUAAGCCCCUUAUUUCCGAGCACCAGAGAUAUUUAAUGAAUAAUGCAAUAUUUAGAUGUGCUCUUUUGUUAAAGGUAUGUUUUAAUGGAUCACUGUGAACUAAAAUUAUUUUUUUUAAAUUGUUUAUAUGGAUCUCCCUUACCAGAGUGCUUCUAAAUAUAUCAUGUAGUAAAGGUCUCGACUUAUUUUGAGAGAUUAUUGUGUGUGUAAACACAAAUCACUAAAAUUUACAUUGCACCAAAUACUCAGUAUUAUAAUCACUAAACACUGUUUAACAGUCUUAUUACUGCUCAAAGUAGAGGAAGAUCACAAAUGUCAGAAUCAUGCUUGAAACUCAAUUUAAAACUAUAUGGCAGCACGAUUUAAAUCAAAAGGAAUGUUUUUUCAUUGCUAAGGGAGUUAAAUUGAAUAAUGGAGCAAAUGGAUAAUAUGCUGUGAUUUGAACUGAAGUCUAAUUUCACAGUAUGUAGUAAUAUGAUGAUGACAACUAUAGUUUAAUCCUGCAACAAUGAGUUUUUA
Molecule: messenger RNA, 2385 nt
Organism: Zootermopsis nevadensis
Lineage: Eukaryota; Metazoa; Arthropoda; Insecta; Blattodea; Termopsidae
Product: retinol dehydrogenase 12
Source: RefSeq, a predicted model, not a curated record